AUGUUUGACCCCAACGUUUUGGAUGUCCCAGCUGUAAUCUUUGACAAUGGGACUGGGCUAUUCAAAGCGGGUAUUGCAGGUGACAGUGGCCCAAGGUCUGUUUUUACAGCAAUUGUUGGUCCCUCAAAAGUCAAAGCUACAGUGCUGGGAGCUGGACAGAAAGAACGUUACAUUGGAGAAGAAGCUCAGUCCAAACGAGGGGUCCUGUCUUUGAAUUCUCCAAUAGACCAUGGCAUGCCUACAUGCUGGGAUGGUAUGGAAAGGAUCUGGAGACAUGUCUGUGAGUAUGAGCCGAGAAUCAAAGCCAGUGAAAGGCCAGCGCUGCUGACUGAAGCCCCUCCCAAUCCUCUGCAGAACUAGGAAAAAAUGAUGGAGAUUAUGUUUGAAGGCUUCAUGGUGCCGGCUAUGUACGUUGCAGUCCAGGCAACUCUGGCACUCUAUGCAUCGGCCGGAAUAGUCACGGACAGCAGGGAUGGUAUUACUCACGCUGUCCCCAUGUAUGAAGGAUACAGUUUACCCCAUGCUGUCCAGCUGGAUAUUGCUGGCCCUGAUAUCACCAGAUAUUUUAUGAAGCUUCUUUCGGAGAGUGGACACACUUUUAUUAGCAGAGCUGAAAGGGGAAUUGUGAGAGAUAUCACAGAGAAGUUGUGCUACGUAGCUUUAGACCCUGCCUAAGAAAUGAAAGCAAAGCCAGAAGAAAUCAUGAAAAAAUACAGAUUGCCUGAAAACAAUAUCAUCCAGACAGGCAACCAGCUCUUUUGUGCACCAGAGACCCUUUUCGUGCCUGCAAACAUUGGAGUGGAAGCUCCCGGUGUGCACAAAAUGAUCUUCAACAGCAUCAUGAAGCAUCACAUCGACAUGCACAGGAAUCUUUACGGCAACAUCCUGCUCUCCAGUGGGUUCACGCUCUUCCCUGGCCUGGAGGAGCGGAUCCUGAUGGAGAUGAAGCUGCAAGUGCCUGCUGGCAUGUUUGUGAGGAUCAUUGAACCCCCUGAGAGAAAAUACUGUGCAUGGGCUGGGGCCUCCAUCCUCACCUGCCUGACAUCUUUCAAAAAAACGUGGGUCACCGUGAGUGAUUACAAGGAUUUUGGGGCACUGUCAUUCACCAGAAACACUUUUAAGGAGAACAUCAGACCAAGUGAAUGGCUUGCUACAACAACGCAUGAGCAAGAAACCCUGCUGAGAGCUGACUGA
Pelecanus crispus (Dalmatian pelican) is the source of this 1194-nucleotide messenger RNA. Its product is annotated as actin-1-like. NCBI's taxonomy places the organism in Eukaryota, Metazoa, Chordata, Aves, Pelecaniformes, Pelecanidae. The record is from RefSeq and is a predicted model, not a curated record.